GUCCCUUCCACCUCGGUUACUUCGUUCACUGGUUCACCAAGUAGAGACCUCGCGGCAGGCCGGCCCGGUCGUGUUCUCUUCGCCUCCGCGAUUCUGUUCCGACGAGCGGGAUAAGAAUAAAAAUAUUUUUGUGCAAUAGCGCGGCUCCCGUCGCGUCGUGGCCCGACCCGGCACGCGAGGUGUGCGCGCGCGAGGGUGUCGACGGUAAAUCGCGGGAAUCGUAUUCGCGAUCGUCGAAGAUGCGUCGAGGUGAUCGGGGCUCGUGCGUGUCUCUGGUUUGUUGAUUUUAUGCUACCGCAAAAAGUAUCAUGGCGUCCAAGGGCCAUGUGGACAACACGGUGAACGAACGUCGCCUGCGACCGAUUUACGACUGGCUGGACAAUGGGAAUAACAAGAAGGCCCUCCAGGAGGCGGACAAGGUGCUCAAGAAGCACCCGACCAACCAAUGCGCCAGGGUGCUCAAGGCCCUGGCCCUGCUGCGUAUGGGCAAGGAGAAUGAAUGUCAGGUCAUUAUGGACAAGGUGCGCUCCGAGGUGCCCUGCGAGGACUCCACUCUGCAGGCGAUGAGCAUCUGUUACAGAGAGAUACAUCAACCGGACAAAGUCAGCGAGCUCUACGAAGCUGCUGCGAAGGCUGAUCCAAACAACGAAGAGCUCCUAACGCACCUCUUCAUGUCGUACGUGCGACUUGGCCAUUAUAAGAAACAACAGCAAACCGCUCUUAACUUGUAUAAACUUACUCGGAAAAAUCCAUAUUAUUUCUGGAGUGUUAUGAGUAUAGUGAUGCAAGCUAUUCAUCAUUCUGAUCAGAAGCUGGCGAAAGGAGUUAUCUUGCCUUUGGCAGAAAGAAUGGUCCUAAAACUAGUAAGGGAGGGAAAAAUAGAAGCGGAACAGGAAGUGCAACUUUAUCUGAUGAUAUUGGAAUUGCAGGACAAGAAUGAGGAAAUAUUAAAUGUACUGUCUAGUCCUUUAGCUUCAUAUGUCUCAUAUGUACCUCAUCGAAAGGCUACUUGUUUAUUGAAGCUAGAAUGUUUUCCUGAAGCGGCUAACGCAUAUCGCGCACUUAUUGAAGAGAACAUUGAUAAUUGGGCAUUUUAUCAAAAUUAUCUUUCGGCGGCUUUAAAGUUUCAACGUCUGACAGAAUGUUUGGACUUUUUCAACCAUAUUAUCAAUAUGUCAGAGAAGAAAAUUCGCGCGCCGUAUUUGGCCCGUCUAGAAUUAUUAAAACGAUGCCAGACCGAGGAUCUACAAUAUAGUAUGACCGCCAUGAAUUUUAUGCAUCAAUACUUUUCUCAAUUUGGAGAGAAAGGAUGUGUGGUUGGAGAUUUGCGAUUGUAUCUAAAUCUACUUACACCCAAGUCGAAGGUAGAAUUAUUUGAAAAGAUUGAGGAAGAUAUUGGUGUCGCGCCGAAUGAGUUUCCAACUACAGUACAACAAAUGCAAAGGCACAUACAUUUGGAGCAAUUGCGGCGUAUUUGUGGCUUCCACCAUUCUCCCUUAGCAGACAGAGACAAACAGGAGCAAUUGAUGAAGCGACUGUGCGAUUUGUACGAAAAAGGCAACGAAUUGUGUCCAAUGCAGGAUAGAUUGCCAACUGAUUUCUGCCCGGCGGAUCCAUAUAUCCUAUUGGCCACGCAUUUGUUGCACCAAUUGUGGAUCGACACUAGUGACGCGUCUUUUCUUUAUAGGGCAAUGUCAUUAUUGGAACACGGUCUUCUAUCGAGUCCUGUAAAUUUUCACAUCAAAAUUUUGCUUGUGCGUAUUUAUUUGGAAGCUGGUCUAGUGGUCGCGGCUGAUCAUGCGUUCGCAUUGCUCGAUGUAAAACACCUUCAACUAGACUCACUGGGUCAUCUCCACGCGCCACUUCUCGCGCCUCUCGGUAACUUGCCUCUGGCCUCGACAACUCUUGAUCAUACAGUGAAAUUUUUCAUAGCCAACUAUAAGGAUAGCGCGGAUCACUUAACACUCGCUUACAAAUACGGCAGUUUUAUAAAAAUUCAAGAUUUUGUGGAGUUGAGAGAACGCCUAGAAAAUUCGUUUCACUUCGCUAUGACAACUGUGGAUAAAAUGCUGCUCGAUUUGUGUUGGUGCGACAGCACUGCUUCUUUAUUCUCUACUUUGAACAAUAUGCAUAUUCAACCUCAUCUCGAUUCCAUUAGAUGGGCACAUUUGCGAGAUAAUCGUGAUUUGGUGGUCGUUCGCGGAUGGGAACCAAUUAAUCAAAGCGAGGAGGAUCCGAGAAUGCAGGAAGAGACACGCAUGUGUAUGUUAAAAUUACUCUCGGCGAGAAAUGCCAUAUUGCGCAUCCUGGCGGCGAGUGUCGCAUCGUCUUCUAUGUAUCUUUCUCAAUUGUCCGCUGAGCUUAAGGAGCUAGCGGAAGAAAGUGUACCGAGUAUAUUGCAAAAAUUUGACACGGAUGGAAAACGGAACAGACCAUGUAAAAUAUUGGUUCCGCUUGAUGCUGUCGAACGAUUACGCGAAGCUUAUCAUUCUGAGCAAUUAAGGACUAUAGCGUGCCUUGCAAAAUCACUCACUCACUCUCAUUGUCCGGACUACGAUUGCAUACAGAUGCUGCGAACGACCCCUUGCUUGCAGACGUUACCUAUCCCUGAACGAGAUGUGCCGGUGUCCUUCAAAAACUUCUUACUCAGAGCCUCAACUUGUAGCGAAUCUUUAGCGAUUAUUAGCGCUAUAUGUAGCGCAUGUGCGACACAAUCGGAACCACGCGCAGAAUCGCAAAAGAAAAAUAAGAAGAAGUAUAAUAAGAAAAUUGUGUCAAACAUGAUAAACGAGACCAAUGAGACCAAGACUUGGAGAGAAGUAGCUGUAUUACUAUCAGAAAGAGUGGAAAAUUUAGAUGCGGUCCUAACAGAAUUCGAAAAAUACGAGUUACACACGGGAUUGGAUGAGAAAGACGAUGUAUGUGCCACCAUUACGAAUCGCGGGCAAGCGAGUCUCCGGCAGAGUUGCAGAUCCCUCAAAUCACGCACCCAGUCCAUAUUAAGGCUUUUAAGUAAUUUAAAGAGCUGAAACUGUUCGACAGUAUUUGUACAAAGAACAUCUAUAUCCGUCUACUUUUCAUAAUUUUCAAAAAAUAACUUGAGAGUUCUGUACAUAAUUCUUAGCCCCAAUUCAAUUAUAAAUGAAUGAAUGAAUGGUUUAAUGCUGAUUAAAAUACCUGAGCCUAUACCUUCAUUUUUAUGAAAAAUACUGUGCAGUCAUUUCAAUACACUGCCAUUUGAUCAGCUUACUGAUGAUACAUUAUUGAAAUCAAGGAACAAAUGUAAAAAUUGAAACGAUAAUAAUACUUCUAAAAUUUCUAAAAUUUUUAGAAUUAAAGAAGGCAUUAAAUUUAUCGAUUUAUAACACGGUCUAUCUACUUCUAUGUGCCAUUUUUUUUUCCUUAAAAAAAUAAAGUUAUUUUAUAUAUUAUAUAUCGCAAAAAGUCUGUCGUUUCGCGCAUAGAUCAACAUCGUGUAUUUUAUGCAUUAUUUUCGUAGACAUUUUAAGGAAUGAUGCUCAUGAAUAGCAUUUAAUUAUAUUUUGUAACAAUCUGUGACAUACAUAUUGUUUCUUUUCCAUAAUUAUAUAUAUUAAUAAAUUUAUUAUUAGGUAAUUGGUUAUCAAUUGUUAAAUAAUCCGAUAAAAUCGGUAAAAAAUGAUAAAUUGCUUGGAAAGUGGAAAGGAAUAAAUUGCUAAUACGAGUGCAGAAAGUUACGUAUUUAUUUUACUUGCGUAAUUAUUUCAGUUAAAGUAUAAAAAAAAUAAUAUACUGUCGAUUGUAUCGUUAAUGUGUACAUUGAUAAACAUACAUCAAUUUUU
This is a messenger RNA of Wasmannia auropunctata (little fire ant), 3821 nucleotides long. RefSeq names its product N-alpha-acetyltransferase 25, NatB auxiliary subunit (gene psidin). Bases 309 to 3029 code for a protein of 906 amino acids. Gene Ontology annotation, cellular component: NatB complex; cytoplasm. Gene Ontology annotation, molecular function: protein binding; protein-N-terminal amino-acid acetyltransferase activity. NCBI's taxonomy places the organism in Eukaryota, Metazoa, Arthropoda, Insecta, Hymenoptera, Formicidae. Gene Ontology annotation, biological process: N-terminal peptidyl-methionine acetylation. The transcript is spliced from 10 exons. The record is from RefSeq and is a predicted model, not a curated record.